AUGCGCACCCGCUCGCAACCCAUGUCGCCCGGGGGCUUUCUUGCUCUCGAAAAAGAAAAGAAUGCUCCUCGUCAGACAAGAUCGAUGAGAGCAAGAAGCGCUUCACAUGCCAGUGCGCAAUCCAACUCGCAAUCUGAGACGGAAGAACCUCAACCACAACCCACCACGCGGUCGAGGACAAAUAAGAAGACUACGACUACUACAGGUGCAAAGAAGGAUACGACCACGAAAAAGACUACUACCACCAGGAAGACUGCUACGACGAAGAGAGCCGCCGCUGCCAGAAAAACAGACACUACCGCAAAACCCUCGUCGAAACCCGCAAAGGCCCCUGCAACUCGCGCCAUGAAAACCAGGGCAGAGCGGAAGACGACUAGAAGGACUGCUGAACAGUCCCCUGAGGAAGAAUCACAGGAAAUUAACGACGCGUCCCAAUCUCCUGAAGUCAAAGCCGAACCCGAUACCACAGCAAACGAAUCUCCUAAGAUUCCCGAUGAAAAUAACGAGGAAAGCCAGAAGCCUACGGAGGUUACCUCUUCCGCGGUGGAUGUUCUGUCGGAACCCCAGGCCAGCGAUUUGAACCGGAAGCGCCCACGUGCCGAAUCCCCCGAUCGUGCGAGUGAAACUCCGUCGGUAAAACGGUCCCGGACAUUGCGCCCGCCGGGCAGCACGUCGUUGGCUCGUCGUCUGGCUCCGCUGUCGCGUCGUUUGUCUACGAACGGUGUACCAUAUGCCGAGAGACUUCGUCGGCGGCAAGCAGAGCGCCAGGGCCGCAUCCAUACGACCGUUUUCCGACUGCCUGAGCUCGUGGCUCAGACCGAGGCAGACCGCCGGGCAUCAGAGUCAGCAUCCCCGAGCCCUGCACCUCCGGCCCCUCAGAACUCUUUUGACUUUCCCGAAUCUUCUGAGCCCUCUCGGAGUAUGGAAGAGUCUACGCCUCAGGAGCCUCGGACGCCAGAGACGCCUAGAGGGUGGAACAUCCGUGGAUUGCUUAGCUCUGUGCCUCGUUUUUCUGUCUCUCGCUUCCUGCCACGUCUUGGCCGAUCUUUUGGCCGGACAGAAGAAGGGGAAGAAAUUGAUCCGGAGACCGCGUCACGCCAAUCUACUCCGUCGGCACCUUCUACUCCUACAAAAACCACUGCAGCUCCCACACAACCUCCCGCCACGGAGCGCGUUGUGACAACAGAACAAUGGAAAGCUCCUGGUGGAAGUACCCCCAAAUCUGCACCCGCCAAGAAGCCUUUGCCCAAUCUGUCUUACGAUCUCUUCCCGCGCCCGAUCAAUCGGGACUUGUACCUUCCUCGCUCUCCGGAGCCCGCCGCUGAAGCGAAAGAUGCUGAGGACAGCGCAGCCAACAAGGACCAGCGGCAAAAACAAGAGAAGCAGGCUCAGGUUUCUCCUGAGACUGCUCCAGCAGAAGAACGUGGACGCGAGAUUACUGACACCACGGACAAGAAGCGCAAGCGUGCUCCGUCGCCAGACGUGAUUCCCAACCCGCCUGGCUGCAGUUAUGGUCUUGACUUGGACUACUUCUGCUAUUCUGACAGCGAUGAAGAAGAGGAGCCGAGUCCAUCUGUCUCCAAACCUACUCCUCUAGCCAAAUCUGCAGUUCGCAGCGCACUUCGGUCCGAAACCCAUCCAUCGAAGAAGGUUCGCUUCGAUGCUAGCCCUGAGGAUACUCCUUCGAAAAAGCGUGGUCGCGCAACGGACCCCUAUCAAGGACACCACUUCUUGGGGUUGGGCGAUGUGUCACCAACGCCGGUCACCGAUUCCGCGAAAACUACGCCAGCAACUCCGACUGUUACUGGUUCGCCUGUGCAGCGGCCUCCUGGAUUCAAGUUCAACACCCAGGGUUCUUUUGGUUUUGACUACGACGAUUUCUCUGAUGAUUCUUCCUCGAGUGGAGCAUCCACUCCGGCAAUUCUGUCACCUGCCGGCACUCUUCCUGAAACUCGCGCGACCCCGCGCAGCCAGGUUCAGGAAAGCUUGCAAUCGCCUCGUCCUGCUCCUCAUGCUGCUCCUUCGGCUCCCCCGAGCACUCCGAAGGUUGAUGCGGAAGCUCUUGCGAAGGUCCGGUCUCAGGCCGAGAAGUACAAACCGAAAACUCCCAGUGGUCUUCGUACUGCCAGCCGUUACUCUACGAGCCCGAUGGUUCAGUCGCCCAAUGUCGAGCCUCUAAAGAAACCCGAACCCAAGGAAUCUAUUCCGGAGGAGCUCCCUGAAAAAGAGAAUGUUCCCGAGAAGCCAAUUGAGAAGCCUGCUGAGAAGUUUGGCGAUGACCAAUUUGCGCGCGAUGCUGAGUGGCUCUACGAGCGCUGUCCUUCUGGCGAUUUCAGCAAAUUCACAUGGCCCGAGAAGCGCAGCCUUGUUGAUAGCCUGGAGAUCAACCCCGAGGCUGUGAAGAUCCUGGAUAAUGUGUGGGAUUCUUCUGACAUUGAAGUCGGGCAUACUGCUUUCUGUCGUGGCAUGGAGGAAUUUGCAGCCACAUUUGUUUAG
Molecule: messenger RNA, 2496 nt
Organism: Aspergillus chevalieri
Lineage: Eukaryota; Fungi; Ascomycota; Eurotiomycetes; Eurotiales; Aspergillaceae
Exons: 4
Coding region: 1-2496 (831 amino acids)
Source: RefSeq, a predicted model, not a curated record